UUUUACUGAGUAACUUUAUAUUAUGGUAAAACUUUAUAUUAUGGUGGUUGGAUUAAUUGCGUGAUUUAUUGUAAUAUCCUGAUGUUAUAAGUUACUGUUUUCGUCUAGACAUUCCUUAAACCUUUUAGAAGUAACGUAAAGGCAAACUAAGUAAGAUGAUGCAAUUUAUGCUCCUAUUUAGUCGGCAAGGCAAGUUACGCCUACAGAAAUGGUACGUGGCCCACCCUGAUAAACUGAAGAAGAAAAUUACCCGGGAACUUAUCACCACAGUGCUGGCGCGGAAGCCGAAAAUGUGCUCCUUUCUCGAGUGGAAAGAUGUGAAAGUAGUAUAUAAGAGAUACGCGUCCCUGUAUUUCUGCUGCGCCAUGGAGCAGGAGGACAAUGAGCUGCUGACCCUGGAGCUCAUCCACCGCUAUGUCGAGCUUCUCGAUAAAUACUUUGGCAGUGUGUGCGAGCUGGACAUAAUCUUCAACUUCGAGAAAGCCUACUUCAUCCUCGAUGAGCUGGUGCUUGGCGGAGAGCUGCAGGAGACCAGCAAGAAGAAUGUGCUGAAGGCCAUCGCUGCACAGGAUCUUCUGCAGGAGGAGGAGACCCCUCAGGGCUUCUUCGAGGACCACGGGCUGGGCUAGGACUGCGUGACCAGGACGGAUGCUGCGUAGAACAUCGCCGGGUUUUAGUCAGUAAUGGAUUGGUUAGUUAUAUAUUGUAAAUGACAUGUUAAACUUAAAUACAUAAUCUGAAAGAAAACAAC
This is a messenger RNA of Cydia splendana, 751 nucleotides long. It is a transcript of the gene AP-1sigma, whose product is annotated as AP-1 complex subunit sigma-2. NCBI's taxonomy places the organism in Eukaryota, Metazoa, Arthropoda, Insecta, Lepidoptera, Tortricidae. Gene Ontology annotation, molecular function: clathrin-cargo adaptor activity. The transcript has 5 exons. Gene Ontology annotation, biological process: vesicle-mediated transport; intracellular protein transport. The record is from RefSeq and is a predicted model, not a curated record. Gene Ontology annotation, cellular component: membrane coat; AP-1 adaptor complex; intracellular membrane-bounded organelle. Bases 156 to 629 code for a protein of 157 amino acids.